Messenger RNA from Amoebophrya sp. A25, 480 nucleotides. Lineage: Eukaryota; Dinophyceae; Syndiniales; Amoebophryaceae. The record is from the annotation of a GenBank genome assembly.
GUCGUUGAAAAGCAGGAGGUUCCUAGGAAGUCGAUUUCUAUAGCGGAUCUUGGUACUAGUAAAAACGACGCUGGACUUGCCGCAGAUGCAGGCACCUCCGUAGUUGUGCUGGGCUCCAUGUUGUUGCAGAACAAUACUGUAGAGCAAACGACAUUAAAUGGAGACCAGCUGCACACACUAGAAAAUGCCGCUGAAAGCGUAAGCAACGAAGUCAAAGUUUCCGAUAUCGAAAGGAGAAGUUUGUCAAAAUUUGACGAACUGCAGUCACAAGAAAAGGUUGUUGCGGAGAAACUGCAACUCCUGCAACCCCAGGCACAGGCCACGGCGGUCGAAAAUAGAGUUGUUUCCUCUUCCGAGGUCCCUUCUGAAUCACGACCAUCAAAAUCAUCAUCGCCAGCGCCAGAACCUUCUAGCUCUUCUAUAUCUCUUUCAACUUCUACACGAGCAUCCACAUCCAUCCGGCAACUGCAGCAAGUAGAG